Messenger RNA from Lymnaea stagnalis (great pond snail), 1529 nucleotides. The record is from the annotation of a GenBank genome assembly. Lineage: Eukaryota; Metazoa; Mollusca; Gastropoda; Lymnaeidae.
AUGGCCGUUUGGAUGAAGCUCGUUGUUUUUGUUACGUUGCUGGUAACAACUUCUGGAGCCAAUCAAAAUGACUGCAUGGCCCCCCUGCUGGACGUCUCGUCCGUAUUUGGGCUAGGAAAUGUCAGUAGCCCCUCCCUCGCGGAAAUACCUGGAGAGACCAACCAAUCAUGUAUCGACAGAUGCUGUCAAUCAGGUGCGUACACAUCAAGUCAGAGGAUUAAACGCUCAAAUGUAUGUCGAAUAAAGACAUUGGUUACGUGUAUGAGAGGUUAGAAGAAGGUGCACAAACAUUCAACAUAUCUCUAUCAUCAUUGAAAACACAUUUCACGUGCAUACAUAUUUGAACACAAAUUUUGCACAUGCCCAGCAUUCGGUGUAAGCAGCUGACAAAGUUACGAAAAUAAUUAAUUUUUAACCUAAACUUGUAUGUUAUGUGAAUUCACGUGAGCUUUCUUUAACUUGUUGUGUAAUCUUUCAGAUUCAUGCAACAUUGUCAAAUUCAUACUCUCCACUUCUGACGCGAGCCCAAACUGUGUUCUAUAUUCAUGUCAACCAACAAACUCAUGUUAUUUAGCCUCAGCAGACGACAUCCAGUUUUUCAUACGUCAACAGCCACCAGAGCUAAUCACGCUUGAUCCCCCUGGCAGCACUGAUGACACAUUGUCUGCUCCCAGUGGAGAUGUUUCAACAUUGACUUCACCCAGAGCGACGCCACUGUCGCCCGAACCGCAAGAGCAAAUUGAAAAUACGACACUGAAUUCAAGUGUCCAAACAUCGCCACUAAUCACACUUUCCAGUGACCCACAAGAUGUAGUGGUAGACAACUCUGACACCCAGUCCUCAGAUACAUCGUCUCCCAUUAACCAAUCUUCAGACGCUCUGGCUUCUAGCGUGACGUCUUCGAAUUCCCCUGCUUCAAGCAUGCCAGCUUCGGAUAUACCAGGAACAGCGAAUUCUUUAAUGACUGUUGACGUACCAAGCUCACAACCCACUGAUUCACCAAGCUCACCAUCCACCGACUCACCAAGCCUACCAUCCAAUGAAUCACCAAGCCUACCAUCCAAUGAAUCACCAAGCCUACCAUCCAAUGAAUCACCAAGCCUACCAUCCAAUGAAUCACCAAGCCUACCAUCCAAUGAAUCACCAAGCCUACCAUCCAAUGAAUCACCAAGCCUACCAUCCAAUGAAUCACCAAGCCUACCAUCCAAUGAAUCACCAAGCCUACCAUCCAAUGAAUCACCAAGCCUACCAUCCACUGAAUCACCAAGCCUACCAUCCACCAAUUCAUCUAGCGUACAAUCCAUCGACUCGUUAAACGUAUCAUCUGCUGAUUCCCCAAGCUUACCACUGGCCGACUCACCAAGCCUACCACUGGCCGACUCACCAAGCCUGCCACUGGCCGACUCACCAAGCCUGCCACCCACCAACCCGACAAACGUACCAUCCACCGAUGCUACAAGCGUGCCAUCCAAUGACUCAUCAAACACACCAUCCACAGACGACUCCGCCAACAGCAUACUCUCUGCGCC